CGUCACUUCUGUGUAUACAGUUUGUAAACAAAGCCAAAACAAAGAUGGAUUCAUCAAAAGGUUUAAUCUAAAAAUAAGCCAGAUCGAAUAACCAAAUAGCACAAAUUGUAAUCGGUGUCAUGCACAGUUCGCUGACUUUGGUAUAGGUAUAAUUAGGUACAGUAUUUACAUGUCGUUGUUUGGAGCGAUAUUUACUUUUAUUUCCAAGUUGCACGGCGAUUAUUAUUGUUUUUCUGCAUCGACGUUGGAGGGCUUCUGCUCGUUCCUGCUAGCUAGCUACCCAGCUGGCUAGCUAAGCUAAGCUUACUGAUAAAGAACAACUUAUCUAGCAAGACACGUCAAAAAAAAAUACGUGCUUAUCUUGCUGUCCUCUUAGCUAGCUGUCCUGGUCGUAGUGGGUGUUGUGUGUGCUGGUCCAGUUCAAUGGGGAACUGUUUGUUUUCGCAAGGCGCCGACGACUUGUCUCUCCUCAACGAGUCCGAGGGAGCCAGUGUUCCAGGGGAGCCUCCACCGCCUUACCAGGUAAGUUCAGGGGGAGAUGGAUCACAUCUAUACCGGGGAUCCAUUGAUAACCAUGUCAGCUAACUGCCCACGUUGUAUGUUGCAUGGGCUGUGUUUUGUAUCUUGUUGCCAGACUCAUUUCGUAUUCUGUCAGAAGUGUAGGGUUCACUAGUAAGCUAUACCUGUUAUGUUAGAAUUUCUGGCAUGGUUUAGCUUACUAACACUUCUAUAAAGGCUUUCUUCCAUGGCUUCUCCAUACCUUUGAAGUCUGUCCAUUUCCCCAUCAAGUCAAUGGUAUAAAAUCUGACUGUCUGAUAUAGUAGAGGAUCUGCAUGUAGUUUUGGGGGGUCCAGAGACUCCCUGAUGACUGUAUCAUGGGUUACCCUGUACCCCUCUCCCCACAUGCCAUACAGGAGCGUGUCCAGGCGCCAGUGUACCACCCCACCCCCAGUCAGACGCGCCUGGCCAGCCAGCUGACAGAGGAGGAGCAGGUCCGUAUCGCCCAGCGGAUCGGCCUCAUCCACCACCUCCCCAGAGGCAUCUUCGACCCCGGCUCUGAGCCCUCUGACAAGAAAGUCAAAGAGUGAGUCUGUCUUUUUGUGCCCUGUGACAAACCAUGUCAUUUUUCUUGUAGUACAACCAAUUUAGACACUAAUUUCAUAGCAAUGUCCUAUUUCUAGCCACAUUAUCUUGAGCCAUGACCCAAAAGAAAAUGUGUGGGUCCCAACCCAUUCUAUGGGGGGGGGGGGGGGAACUCACCUCAUCCAUUACAAAGCGUAUGUAAGUCAGCUGUAGGCCUUUCAUUAUUUGAAACUGGUCCCAAAUUUUGACUAAACGCUAUCAUGUCUUGCGCCUCACUCUCUCCAGGUGUGCGAUCUGCAUGAAUGACUUUGAGUACGGCGAUCCCAUCCGGUUCCUUCCCUGCCUGCACAUCUACCAUGUGGACUGCAUCGACGCCUGGCUGAUGAGGUCCUUUACCUGUCCUUCCUGUAUGGAGCCUGUGGACGCAGCCCUGCUCUCCUCCUAUGAGACCAACUGAACUGAGCUGAGCAGUCUCUGGCUGGGUCCUGUUCAUUAGGCCAAACGGAAGAAAACAGAUUAAAACAGGGAGGGACUUGUCCAAUAAGAAACGCUCGUUCAAAUGUUUUCAGUUGCAAAACUAUUCCCUAUUUAAUGUACUACUUUUCACCAGAGCCUUAUAGGCCCUGAUCCAAAGUAGUGCACUAUAUAGGGAAUAGGGUGCCAUUUUGUACAGAAUCCUAGCGACUUCCCCUCUAAUAGAGGUGCCAAACGCCCUUAUGACACAUCACCCCUUUAACCCGGAUGUUCUGUUCUAGUCACACAGACAGCUGCCCUGGGAGGAGAGGUGGGUUGUGUCAAAAUAUGUAGGGUGUGCUAUGAUGUGCCACACUGAGAGUGUUGAAAAUGGGGCUUUUGUAAUUAGGAACGUCUCUCUUUCGCCUUUUCAGACUUGUUGCCAAAUACAUGUUAAGGAUAAAGGAUAUAGAUGGAGAACUUUAGAAGUCAUGAUGAGAGACAUUAUUGACAACUGAUUUCACUUUUGGAUGAUCUGAGGGUGUUAGACUAGAGAUUGGCCCAUUAGUUUAGUUUAUGUAACCUGGUCUUGGAUCUGUUAGUGCUGUCUUCUUAACAACAGCACAACAAUUGGCAAGACAGCACAAACAGAUCUGGGACCAGGCUAUAGCCUAGUUUAUGUGGUUGGUUCAUCCCCCUCCAGACCAAAAUGUGCAAUAUGAUAUGAGGAAGUGCAAGAAUUGCUCUGUUCUGAUUGGUCAAAAGAAGGUGACCCCCGACCUUAACACUGCUGUCUCGGCCAAUUCGCUUUAAGACUGGUAUGGCCUUGAAUGUCUCUCAAAAAGCACAGUGCUCUUUACUAGAAUGCCAUUUUUUUCUAAUCAAAGGGCAAUCAUAGAGAGAGAAAAAAGUUCACAAAGUAAUGAGAAUAAACUAUGAGGUCUCCAUCCCAUGCCUGUCUAGUAGGCUACUUCAUGACUUACUACUGGCCUCAUACCUUCAUUGGAGAUGUUACUACUGGCCUCAUACCUUCAUUGGAGAUGUUGGAUUUGUAUGUACAGUGGGGAGAACAAGUAUUUGAUACACUGCCGAUUUUGCAGGUUUUCCUACUUACAAAGCAUGUAGAGGUCUGUAAUUUUUAUCAUAGGUACACUUCAACUGUGAGAGGCGGAAUCUAAAACAAAAAUCCAGAAAAUCACAUUGUAUGAUUUUUAAGUAAUUAAUUUGGCAUUUUAUUGCAUGACAUAAGUAUUUGAUACAUCAGAAAAGCAGAACUUAAUAUUUGGUACAGAAACCUUUGUUUGCAAUUACAGAGAUCAUACGUUUCCUGUAGGUCUUGACCAGGUUUGCACACACUGCAGCAGGGAUUUUGGCCCACUCCUCCAUACAGACCUUCUCCAGAUCCUUCAGAUUUCGGGCUGUCGCUGGGCAAUACGGACUUUCAGCUCCCUCCAAAGAUUUUCUAUUAGGUUCAGGUCUGGAGACUGGCUAGGCAACUCCAGGACCUUGAGAUGCUUCUUACGGAGCCACUCCUUAGUUGCCCUGGCUGUGUGUUUCGGGUCGUUGUCAUGCUGGAAGACCCAGCCACGACCCAUCUUCAAUGCUCUUACUGAGGGAAGGAGGUUGUUGGCCAAGAUCUCGCGAUACAUGGCCCCAUCCAUCCUCGCCUCAAUACGGUGCAGUCGUCCUGUCCCCUUUUGCAGAAAAGUAUCCCCAAAGAAUGAUGUUUCCACCUCCAUGCUUCACAGUUGGGAUGGUGUUCUUGGGGUUGUACUCAUCCUUCUUCUUCCUCCAAACACGGCGAGUGGAGUUUAGACCAAAAAGCUCUAUUUUUGUCUCAUCAGACCACAUGACCUUCUCCCAUUCCUCCUCUGGAUCAUCCAGAUGGUCAUUGGCAAACUUCAGACGGGACAUGCACUGGCUUGAGCAGGGGGACCUUGCGUGCGCUGCAGGAUUUUAAUCCAUGACGGCAUAGUGUGUUACUAAUGGUUUUCUUUGAGACUGUGGUCCCAGCUCUCUUCAGGUCAUUGACCAGGUCCUGCCAUGUAGUUCUGGGCUGAUUCCUCACCUUCCUCAUGAUCAUUGAUGCCCCACGAGGUGAGAUCUUGCAUGGAGCCCCAGACCGAGGAUGAUUGACCGUCAUCUUGAACUUCUUCCAUUUUCUAAUAAUUGCUCCAACAGUUGUUGCCUUCUCACCAAGCUGCUUGCCUAUUGUCCUGUAGCCCAUCCCAGCCUUGUGCAGGUCUACAAUUUUAUCCCUGAUGUCCUUACACAGCUCUCUGGUCUUGGCCAUUGUGGAGAGGUUGGAGUCUGUUUGAUUGAGUGUGUGGACAGGUGUCUUUUAUAUAGGUAACGAGUUCAAACAGGUGCAGUUAAUACAGGUAAUGAGUGGAGAACAGGAGGGCUUCUUAAAGAAAAACUAACAGGUCUGUGAGAGCCGGAAUUCUUACUGGUUGGUAGGUGAUCAAAUACUUAUGUCAUGCAAUAAAAUGCUAAUUAAUUACUUAAAAAUCAUACAAUGUGAUUUUCUGGAUUUUUGUUUUAGAUUCCGUCUCUCACAGUUGAAGUGUACCUAUGAUAAAAAUGUCAGACCUCUACAUGCUUUGUAAGUAGGAAAACCUGCAAAAUCGGCAGUGUAUCAAAUACUUGUUCUCCCCACUGUAUGUAUGUUUUACGGGGUGUGUUUGGGUGUGUUGUUGUAGCUGUUAGUUAGCCUGGUCCCAGAUCUGUUUGUGCUGUCUUGCCAAGGUGGCAAGCCUUACUAGGCUAGCUCUUAGUACCCUAAACUGCUUUUUCACCUUGGAUCUUUUUCCUUACAAAGCUUUGCCUUGACUGUGUGCUGUCUUACUUUUAUGAGAACAUGGUUUGUUGUUGUUGUUCAUUCUCAUUGUUAUGUUUACUGUCAGUGAUUGACUUUUGCGUCCGAAAUGGCACCCUAAUACCUAUAUAAUGCACUACUUUUGAGCAAAGCACUAUGCAGGAACUGGUCAAGAGUAGUGCACUAUGUAGGGAUUAGGGUGCCAUUUUGGAUGUAGCCAAAUACGCUGUGCAAUUAUCCAUCCCCAAACUCUAUGCACCUUGGGAUCUCCUCUGGUACUGUGUAGGUCUGGGACUGUAUAGUCUUAGGAUCAGUUUAGCCUUUUAGAUCAUAAUUGAAUACAGGCCCUUAACCAGGACAGAGGAAAUCUCUUGUUUGUACUCCUUUUCCCUCUUUCUCCUACUACUCACUCUAGUGUCUCUUUGAAUAACUUUAUUGUAUAAGUGUUUGACAAGAGUAAAAGAGAGUGAGAACGUGUCAAAAUUUUAAAAAAGUCAUUUUAAUUUACGGUGUUUGGAUACUGCAUAUAAAGGUUGUAUCUAGAGUGUUUUCCAAUGUAGUCAGAAAAUGUGUGUGAAUAUUGAUCUGUUUUUUUUGUGUUAUAGUGAUGAUCUAUUCUACAUGAUGGAAUUCCAGAGCCCCCAGGACUGGAAAGAAACUUUUUAA
Coregonus sp. 'balchen' is the source of this 5020-nucleotide messenger RNA. NCBI's taxonomy places the organism in Eukaryota, Metazoa, Chordata, Actinopteri, Salmoniformes, Salmonidae. The record is from the annotation of a GenBank genome assembly.